Messenger RNA from Microthlaspi erraticum, 1026 nucleotides. The record is from the annotation of a GenBank genome assembly. Lineage: Eukaryota; Viridiplantae; Streptophyta; Magnoliopsida; Brassicales; Brassicaceae.
AUGGCUUCUUCUUCUCCAUUACUUGCUUCCUUCCAAUGCCAUUCCUCGCUCAAUAUUACAAUCAAGCCCAUGGCGGUUCUCAACAAUCUCCCUAAAACAGCGAUCCAAUACGAUCUGAGAAAGGGCCAGAAUCGUCUUUUCCACAAGCUUCCCUCUGGUCUAAAAAUGGAGGUAAUCGAGCAGAGGAAAGAGAAAGACGAGAGUGAGAAUCCACCAUUGGUUUUUGUACAUGGAAGCUAUCACGCAGCUUGGUGCUGGGCUGAGCACUGGUUACCUUUCUUCUCUUCUUCUGGGUUUGAUUCUUAUGCUAUCAGCUUAUUAGGCCAGGGUGAAAGUGAUGAACCUUUGGGAGUAGUUGCUGGAACACUUGAGACGCACGCAAGUGACAUUGCAGACUUCAUCGAAUCAAAUCUCAGCUCAUCGCCUCCUGUUCUUAUUGGUCAUUCUUUUGGAGGACUCAUUGUUCAGUAUUACUUGGCAAAUAUCGUAAACAAACAGUCUUUAGGAUCGGAAAAUGCAUUUCCAGAACUUUCAGGAGCUGUACUGGUUUGCUCUGUUCCACCUUCUGGUAACAGCGGCUUAGUGUUACGUUAUCUCUUCUCUAAACCUGUAGCUGCUUUUAAGGUCACUCUCAGUUUAGCUGCUAAGCGUUUUCAGACAUCUAUUCCUCUUUGCCGAGAAACGUUCUUCUCUUCAUCCAUGGAUGAUCAACUUGUGCAGCGUUACCAGGAUCUGAUGAAAGAGAGCUCACGAAUGCCAUUGUUUGAUCUGAGGAAGCUAAACGCAUCACUUCCGGUACCAAAACCAAUGGAGAAUUCGACGAAAGUUCUUGUUUUAGGUGCCAAAGAUGAUUUCAUUGUGGACGAUGAAGGAUUGAUGGAAACCGGACGGUUUUAUGACGUUGAACCGGUUUGUAUUCAAGGUGUUGCUCAUGACAUGAUGCUAGAUUGUUCAUGGGAGAAAGGUGCCAAGGUUCUUUUGCAAUGGUUGUCUGGUUUGUCUAAACCGGGAAAUCUAUCUGCUUAA